UGCACGGACAAUCUGCUGAUAACAUCGUGCCAGCCUCCCACCGCAGAAGGAUACGUGGGCCUCCCACCCGACGUCAACAUGCGGCGGGGACUCGCAUCGCUGCCUGACACAUUCCGGAAAAGGGCUAAAGUACUGAAGGCAAACCUGAGAACUUUUCUUAAAAAAGCACAAUGGAUCCUAUCCAGCCACCCAUAUGAAACAGACCAACCAAACAGUAUUAUCCAAGUUGAAUCUCUGAAAUGGAAAGAAUCAUUUGACAGACUCCUGGAAAAUACUGAUGGAUUAUUAACAUUCAGGGCAUUUUUGGUGUCUGAGUACAGUGAAGAGAACAUAGAUUUUUAUCUAGCCUGUGAGGACUACAAAAGCAUUAAAUCCCCAGACAAACUGAAAAUGAAAGCAAAAGAUAUUUAUGAAGAGUUCAUUCAACGGGAUGCACCAAGGGAGGUCAACAUUGACCAAAAGACCAGAGAUUUCACUAAAAGCAACCUCGAAGAGUGCAAGAGAAUGUGCUUUGAUAUAGCCCAACUUGAAGUCUACACUCUUAUGGAGAAAGAUUGCUACCCACGCUUCCUAAGGUCUGCCACGUUCAAAGAAAGGAAAAAAAGUCAAAGCUGCUUGCAUGAGGGAAAAAAUCUGCUCUCUUGUCGAGUAUUCCAGUUCGGUGAGAGUCAACAAGACUGAAGCCCAGUGUCAGUACAUGAAGGCUAGCCUCUGAUCGAGUCGUGUGACAUGGCUAGGGGUACCUGGUGAAAGAAUGAAGCAUCCAAAGAAUGACACAAGACUCAGAAUCGCUCCUGAUUGCUUUUGAAGGGGAAACUAUCAAAGACCCUUUGCGAGAAGGUUAUGGAUUAGCUAAGGCUUAGGUAACAUUCUUAUAUUGACUCACCCAGCUCUUAAUUACCUUCUGGAAGGAAAUAAUGGAGCAGCAACUGAGCACUGGGCUCAGACCUGCGCUUUGUAAUUGAGGAUCAGUGCUCGGUAGCCUUGCUUUAAUUUUUUUGAUAGAUGAGUACUUGUUAUUAAGUUGAAAUAUUGAAUUUUAUACAAUAAAAUUUCAUUUUUUUGAGCCUGGAAAUAAACCCAGGAAGCACAGGGUAGAGGGGCAGGGUUGUGACCCCAAAUGUGGUCGGCAAGUCUGAGACAGCAGCGUGUGUCUCAUAUAUAUGACACAUGUUUAUAUUGUUUUUGCAUUAAACCUUAAAUAUUUUAAGGUGUUUUGUAUAUAAAUAUUUAUAAAUAAAUUCUAUAUUUAUUUAUUGUGUAAGUGAAUACCGAUUCAAGAAUGUAAUAAGUAUGAAAUGCUUAACAAUUUGGUAAUAUUUGCAGACACCAUUAAUUCAGUGUUUCCUGAUUUAUGUAUGGGAAAUACUUUUGAGUUUAUCAGAAUAAAUUUAUAC
Molecule: messenger RNA, 1397 nt
Organism: Brienomyrus brachyistius
Lineage: Eukaryota; Metazoa; Chordata; Actinopteri; Osteoglossiformes; Mormyridae
Product: regulator of G-protein signaling 5-like
Exons: 5
Coding region: 79-681 (200 amino acids)
Source: RefSeq, a predicted model, not a curated record